AUAAACUGACACACAGACUAAGAAAAGAAAGGGAUGAGUUAAAGGAAGAAAAUCAGAGAUGAAAAAGGAAACAUCAUAAUUGAUACCAAAGAAAUGAUAAGAUCACACCAAACUACUGUGAACCACACGCCAAAAUGUUCAAAAAUAGAAAAUACACACGGCCUACAAAAAUUUUUCAGAGAGAAGAAAAAUCUGAACCUUCCAAUAAUGAGUGAACAAAAUUUUUUAAAUAUUCGAAAGUUCCCAUCAAAGAAAAAUCUAGGGGGCUAAGGAUAUAGCUCAGCGGCACAACACCUGCCUGGCAAGCACAAGGUCAUGAGUUCAAUUCCCAGUACCAGAAAAAAAAAAAAAGAAAGAAAAAGAAAAAUCUAGGACAGGAUGUCUUCACUGCUGCAUUCCAUAAAGCAUUUAAAACUAACACACUAGAAAUUAUUUCCAAGCCUUUGCAAACACUGAGCAACAAGGUACUCUCCCACUUUCUUUUCUUUUUGAUGAUGAAAAUGUCAAUAUUCAAGCAGAUGGGAGGCAGGAAAAGAGAGCAGAGUCUUCAACAUCACCCUCAGCUUCAACCAAACACUAAACGAAGAGAACACAGGGACACAAAAGGACCAUGAAGUCAGUGCAGUCCGCGCCCUCCAGAUCAAACACACGCCUUCCCUCACUCCCCCCUCUGCCUCGAAGUCUUCUCCUGACGGACCCAUAAAUACGGGCUGACUCCUCGCUCCCCACACACCGGGAUCCUGCUCUCCCAUCCUCACUGACUCCCAGCCAUGAGGACCCUCGCCCUCCUCGCUGCCAUUUUCCUGCUGGCCCCACUGGCCCAGGCUGAGCCUCUCCAAGAGAAAGCUGAGAAUGCCCAAGAAGAGCAGCAGCCAGAGGAACAGGGCCAGGACGUGGCCAUCUCCUUAGGAGGGGCUUCGAGGUCUAAUCUUCAAGACGCAGGUCGAGCACUGCUCAAGACUUGCUAUUGCAGAAGGCUAUUCUGUGGUUUUCUGGAACGCAGAUCUGGUACCUGUAUACUGAAUGGGAAAAGCUACCUCUUCUGCUGCCGCUGAGCAUCCAGAAUGGAGAAGACAUCACCACUUUCAAACCAAGGCAGAAAUUUUUCACACUUCUAUUGGAGUUCAGUGUUCUUACAUUUAUCUCAA
This is a messenger RNA of Chinchilla lanigera (long-tailed chinchilla), 1148 nucleotides long. Its product is annotated as defensin-5-like. Lineage: Eukaryota; Metazoa; Chordata; Mammalia; Rodentia; Chinchillidae. Gene Ontology annotation, biological process: cellular response to lipopolysaccharide; defense response to Gram-positive bacterium; innate immune response in mucosa. Gene Ontology annotation, cellular component: extracellular matrix; extracellular region. The record is from RefSeq and is a predicted model, not a curated record. The transcript is spliced from 2 exons. The coding region runs from base 771 to 1055 and encodes 94 amino acids.